UCUAACUACUCGUAGACCGUGACUGUAUUUCUUUUGAUCUCAUGUCUUUUUAGGUUUCACGCGAAAUAUUUGGUUGAAACUAUCAAGCAACAUUAGUCUUGCGACAAAAUAACGGCUAACUUCAGAUAUACGAGCACAUUUGACAUCUCGCUCAGGGCCGCCGAAAUUUUCAUAAACACUCGUCGCUUUGCGCUACCAUCUUGCCUUCCUAUUUCCCCCUCACCGUCCAUUCUCUACAUGCGUAUCAACGAGAGAGACCGGCGACGUGCGAUCGUGCGACACUCGCGUAAGCAUUCCGACGUACGCUGGUUCUCCAGUUCUAUGUAAACACCGAAGUGAAAGCAAAUAUUAUUAGCAACAAUUCGAGCGAAGCAGAGGCCUGCUCGUUCUCGUCGGUCGCGUGUUUUAGUACCUUUGCCGAAAUCCUCGAGAUCUUUUCACGAAUAGCCUGACAGACAAGUUGGUCAGUUUGUCCAAUUCGACGGAUAGAUUAUCGAAGGUAACGCUUCGUACAUCAAAAAAGAGAGGGGAAGACGAAGAGGAACAAGCAGAGAGAGAGAGAGAAUCUUUUGUCGCAUCGGCUUUCCUAUAUCGAUCUUUCAGAAACGGCAGCUUUCGUGAGUUCAGUUGUGCCACAGCGGUCUCGUUCAUAUUGUCAUUUAUUUUCCAUAUCUGCUGUUUUCUUAGUGAGUCAAGAAUCUUUGUGUUCAGAAUCGAGUGAGUAAGAGAGAGAGAGAGAGGAGAGCAGUGCAUAAAAGCUGCCGCUUCGGCAAUCUUUGUUUUAUCUGAUUAGUUAUUAGUGGCGAGAUAUCGUGGUUCACGUCGAUAGACGACGACCUUUGUGAUCAGUCUGUGAAAAAUCUGAGUGGCACGAAUUCGGGAGAAGGGAACAAAGAACCAGUUGGGAUUGUUGGUGUAUCGUCAAUCGAGUGGUUCAUGGUUUCUUCUGUUUUCGAUUUUUCGGCGGAAAAUACUUUUCUCUCGCUUACCGUCAGUGCUGAUCGAUCCAAAGAUGCACAUCACUUGCAAAUGCCUGAACGUGUCCAUCAGGUCCAAGAGCAGUGAACUGCAGCCAGUCGACAUCGAAAAAUUCGAGCUAACCGAGUUGGAGCGCGCCGAUGAUUUCUUUCGCGAGAUUCUGGCAAGUGUACCAGGGUUGGAAACUAUUACUAAGGAGCAGCCUGGCUUAGUUGAAAUAAAGAAUGUUGGAUCAUGGAUUAUACAUCGUUGUUACAAUUGCUCAAUGUAUACUCAUGCUGUUCAUAGAGAAUAUGGUGCUGCUUUAGUCCUUAUCAAUAGCAAUAUUGUUUUAUUAUCUGAAGAAAUAAAUAAAUUAAAGUCCAAUCCAGAUUACAGUCCAGUAUUUAGGAUAGUAAUUGAUCACAGUGUGGAAGACUUAGAUGAUUACCUACAACAGCCUAAUAAAUUUUCUGUGUCACAAUUACCUAAUGCAGUUCAAGUGGCUCUAGGUGGAUUACAACGGCAACUAGAGGAAGCUGUGCAACGUCAAACGGCGGUAAUAGAAGAUAAAAUACGUGCAUUUACCGCGGAACAAUAUCAGCUGUUGGAGCAAUUUCGUGAAAGAGCACACAACGAACAUAGAUUAUUAUCAAAACUAGUGUGUAAAGGAGAAGAGACAAAUAGAGUAACCAAUAACAUAGAAACUCCGCCGACAACUCCUGACAGCUUUAAGAAUACUUUGACUACCUCUGCAACCAAUAUGGUGGACGGCCCAAAAUCCACUGUAGCAUUAGAUGAUACAAAAGUUUUUACUGGCUCAAAUGUUAAGCACGAGGCAGCUCCUAGGCACUCUUCUAAUUCCGCUAAUAAUGAAAGUACGAAAAAGAAAAAACCGUUAUAUAUUUGUACUAAAAGAUCAGUUAGCUUUGAUACAGAAACAAUGUUUACUCUUGAUGGAGUAGAAGAUACAGAUGCCCCUAAUCAAAUACAAUCUUCGGAAGAGGAAUCUGACACUGAUGAAGUCAAGAAAAUAAUUUUUGCAGAUUCAGGCCAAGAUGAAGGGAUUCAUAUGCCAAAAGGUCAACGGGAUGGUCAUUCCACUUUGGCUAAAUCGCUACCUGUCACUGUACCCGCUUUCCCUUCUAUGAUUCGUCGUAGAGUACAAGAUCAAGAUGACGAUCAGCUGCCUGGUGAUCCAUUAGACCCGAACAAUAUUCGAGCUUCAAUUAAAGCCUUAGCUAAAAGCGUCCAUGGUGAUACAAUAUUUGGAGACUUACCACGUCCCAGAUUUUCUACUCAGAUCUGACUUGUCAAGUACGAGCUAAGAAAUCCACUCGGCAUGUUCCAGUGCUUUUGAUACAAUAUAUCAUAAUCCCUAUCACAUCCGUCAUUUGUCUUUCAAACAAAAGUUGCAAAAGAUUUAUGUAUACAUUAGAAUAAAUAUGGUCAGUUCUGCAAAAGUACAGAACUCUAUGCAUAUUUUGUAGAAACUUGAGGGUAUGCCUUAAUUCGAGGUGUUUCGGCUAUCUCUAAAUUUAUUAAACAAUACAAAUAUUUCAUAAAAAUAAAAGAAAAAAGAACUUUAUAUGUUAUUUAAACCAAAAGUUAUACUUGCAGGUAUGAAAAAGAUUCUCUAUUAAAAAGUAAGAAAGAGGAAAAAUUAAAAUAGUUACAGUCGCCUAAAUAUACGUCUGCAAAAUCUAAAUAUAUUUAGUACAAUAAUUUAGAAUUUUAUUCAAGUAUAAGUUCACUUGCAAUGUUUAUGUACUAUACAGCGGACUGAAUAUUUUUUUAUCAUUAACUCAGGUUGCAACUACUUAAUAUAUUGUAAUACAAUAAUUCAUAAUAAUAAUUAUAUUGCGCUAUUGCAUUGCUGAUGUCUAUAAAAUGUUAUGAACAUUUUGCAAUAUUACAUUUCAUCUCAUUGUGUUAAAGAUUAAAGUGCUAUUGAUAAAUUCAGAGAUGGUGUCAAUUAUAAAUACGGAUACUUUAUAUAAUUAAUGGUACAUAAAACUCAACGCAAGUGUGAUUAUAUAAUUAUAGUGAGACAAAGGCUUUAUGAAUAAUAAUUUCUUAUAUAUAGGAAUUAAGAUUUAAAAGUAGAUUAUUAAAUGUUUUGUAUAACACUACCACAUUUUAUUAUCUAUUUUUAACGAUAUUUUUUCCCACCUUCAAUUUUAUUUUGAUAUAUUGACUUAUAUUAAGUAUCUUAUUAUGUAAAUGUUGUGUGAGUACAAGAUAAUUUUUUUGUAUCACAAUGUAUUUGAUUUUUUACUAAAAGCCAAAUAUACUGCAGGUGAUGUAAAUUGUAUCUAUUCGCGUGCGCGCACGCAUUUGAAAUUUUUUUAUUUAAAUCUGAAUAUUGCUAAUUUGUUUUUCAUUUUAUAUAACAAAUCUGCAAGAAUAUCAUGAUCACACACACAUACACACACAUAGAAGUAAAAUUGUACAAUAUACGAUAUUAAUAUUUUUUUCACAUCCAGUUUUGUAGUAGUUUAUAUAUAUGUAGUGUUAAACAUAUAUUUUUAUAUUUCUUUAUGGAAUGUAUAUGAUGUGUCCUAAUUCGACUAUACAUAUGUACAUUCAUAAUUAUUAUCAAUAUAUUAAUAGUGAUAUUACUUUUAUAUUAAUAUUGACUUUUUAAUAUUACACACACAUAUAGAUAUAUGUCAAAAGAAAUUACAAAUGCUAAUGUCAGAUAUAAACAUCGUUUAAUUUUUAUUUUAAAUUAAACUGAUUUUUGGUAUAUACAUUUAUCUUUUAAUAUUCAUAAAAUUUAUCAGUGCGUUUUUCUAGCAAAAUGUAGAAUAUAUUACAAUUAAUUUGUAAGUUAAGAAAAGAGGAAGAUAUAUAACGCACGAGUUAGUACAAAAAUCUCGUUUCACACUUUUAAAAUUCACACUUUAUUACAUUUACUAUAUUAUGUAUAUUUCUUAUUGUUUAUGCCUCUUUAUAAAAAGAAUCAAUGAUUUGUAAUAAAAUUUAUGUAUAUCAGAGUUAAUUUUUACAAAUAAAAAUGCAGACAAAUUA
This is a messenger RNA of Odontomachus brunneus, 3990 nucleotides long. RefSeq lists its product as uncharacterized. Gene Ontology annotation, biological process: negative regulation of TOR signaling; neurotrophin TRK receptor signaling pathway; negative regulation of protein kinase activity. The transcript is spliced from 9 exons. Lineage: Eukaryota; Metazoa; Arthropoda; Insecta; Hymenoptera; Formicidae. Gene Ontology annotation, cellular component: cytoplasm. The coding region runs from base 1013 to 2266 and encodes 417 amino acids. The record is from RefSeq and is a predicted model, not a curated record.